Molecule: messenger RNA, 2687 nt
Organism: Anguilla anguilla (European eel)
Lineage: Eukaryota; Metazoa; Chordata; Actinopteri; Anguilliformes; Anguillidae
Gene: pum3
Product: pumilio RNA-binding family member 3
Exons: 18
Coding region: 245-2203 (652 amino acids)
Biological process (GO): regulation of translation
Cellular component (GO): nucleolus
Molecular function (GO): mRNA binding
Source: RefSeq, a predicted model, not a curated record
UGUUUUUCUAUUUCAUCGAUCAAAGAUAUUUAGCUAGAGUGAAGUAAAUACCUUUACCCGAGACGUGUAUUUGUUGUGUUCGGGAGAUCUGGUGUUGGCGACUAAGUACGUUUACAUAAUACCCAUUAAACAAAAGGGAAAGGUGGUUGUAAGCGAGCAAAAUCACACCAACAGAUGACAUCACGUGUGUGAAUUUUAGCCAGCAACUACAAUCAAAUCGUGCCUUCCUAAACAGUGCGAAACCAUGGAAGCAAAGCAUAAGAAGAAAGUGUUUUCUCCAAAGGGCGAUAAGAAGUACGCACAGAAAGGAAAAGCGUUUCCUACAAAGGGCGAGAAGAAAAAUGUACAGAAAGGAAACGUAAAACCUUUCAAAGCUAAACCAGCUGGUAAACCAAGUGGCAAACCAAAAGGACCGUUCAAACCCCGCCCAGGAGAGAAGGGGAAGAAAUUCGAGAAGACGGGAGGAAAGGGGGGGCCACAGAAGUUUCUGAAGAAAAAACAGAAAGAUGGAAAGUUCUCAGGAAAGAGGAAAUUUCCCCAAGGGAAGGAAAAGCAGAAGGAAGGUCCUGAAGCGAAGAAGCCCAAAUGGGAUGAGUUCAAACAGCAGAAGAAGGAGCUGAAACAGAACCGCCAACAGAACGAGAGGAAAGAGAGCUACCAAAUUGUGAGCCGGGCCAAACAAGUAUGGGAGGCGGUCAGAAGGAAAGACUGUGAUAAAGCAAAAAGAGUCAAACUCAUGAAAGAACUUCAGGAACUUGUACAUGGUAAAGUAAAAGCUAUCGCCUUUGCACACGAUUCCACCCGAGUGCUGCAGUGCUUCAUCCAGUUUGGGGACGACAAGCAGAGGCAGGAGGUGUUUGAUGAGCUGAAAGAUCACUUUGUUGAACUUAGCAAGUCCAAAUAUGCAAGAAAUAUUGUGAAGAAGUUUUUAAUGUAUGGGAGCAAGCAGCAGGUGGGGGAGGUGAUGAAGGCCUUCAAGGGGCAGGUGAGGCAGAUGCUACGGCACUCUGAAGCCUCCUCGGUGGUGGAGUACGCCUACAACGACAAGGCCAUCCUGCCCCAGAGGCUCAUGCUGACUGAGGAGCUCUACGGCAACACAUUCCAAGUCUGUAAGUCUACAGUUUGUCCCACACUGGACAAAGUAUUGGAGAGCAACCCAGAGAAGCAGAACAGCAUUAUGGAGGAGAUGAAACAGAUCCUCACACCCAUGGCCCAAAAAGAGGCAGUCAUAAAACAUUCACUGGUCCACAAAGUGUUCCUGGACUUCUUCCUAUUCGCCCUACCCAAACAGAGAUCGGAAAUGAUCGAGUCGAUUCGGGAGGCAGUGGUGUACAUGGCCCACACGCACGACGGCGCCCGCGUUGCCAUGCACUGCCUGUGGCACGGGACGCCGAAGGAUAGAAAAGUCAUUAUAAAAACCAUGAAAACAUACAUGGUGAAGUUUGCUAUGGGAGAGUACGCGCACCUGGUGCUCCUCGCCGCGUUCGACUGCAUCGACGACACCAAGCUGGUGAAGCAGGCCGUCAUAUCCGAGAUCGUCGCAUCUCUGUCUGAUGUCAUCAGUAAUAAGUACGGGAAGAAGGUGAUCCUGUACCUGCUGAGUCCCAGAGACCCCGCCCACCUCCUACCGGAGAUCAUCCAGGUGCUCCAGAAGGGGGACGGAAACGCGCACAGUAAGAAGGACGUGGCCGUGCGGCGCAGGGAGCUCCUGGAGGCAGUGUCCCCGCCCCUUCUGCAGCACCUGUGUGACAACGCCCGCUCCAUGGCGAUGGACAAGGCCAGCAGCGUCGUCGUUAGUGACAUCCUGGGCGCGGCCACGGGCGACCUGCGGCCCGCCAUGCAGGCCGUGGCGGACCUGGCGACCGAGGAGUUCGCCCCUGGCGGAGCGGAGGGCCAGCUGCACAUGGCCGAGCACCCCGCUGGUCACCUGGUGCUCAAGUGGCUGAUCGAGCAGGACGCCAAGAUGGAGGAGGCCCAGAGAGAAGAGCGCUUCGCCAGGGUUCUGCUGGAGCAGGUGGGCCUGGACAAGCUGAAGACCUGGGCGUCCGUCAACAGAGGAGCCAUCGUGCUCUGCAGUCUUCUCCAGAGUGCAGACAAGGGUGUCGCAGACGAGUUGAAGUGUGCGCUGAAGUCCAUCGUUCCUGAGCUGAAGAAAAUUGAGAACUCAAAGGGAGUGGAAGCUCUGCUGGAAAAACUGGCCUAAUAGACUUUUUUCCCCACAAGAUUUAAAGCAGACAUUUUCUUACCUGGUUUUCUUACCAAGAUUUUCUGAGGCGUAGCAUACAUUUACCUUUCUUUUUAUACUUGAAGGUUAUACAGUCAUGAUGAUGCAGCAUCAGGCUUGUCUGCAGCUUCCGGAUGUCUAAAUUGCUGAAACUUGUGUCUAUUGUAAAGCAAACGUUUAAAUAUAAAAGAUGUGGAAAAUAUUUGGUGUCUUGCAAAAGAUUAUUGCCUCAAACAAUGGGGUGACUGUAUUAACAGGGCAAUGAUAGUACCAAUCAUAUACUCUUGCAACCACUGCCAUAUUUGUCCUGUAGACUUGCUCAGGAUACAGCGAGUAAUUUGUGCAUAGUUUGGGGCAGAUGGUCACCAGAUUUUUUUUUUUCUGCAUUUAAAAGAAGUGAAUUAAUGUUUUGACAGUCUCAAAAGUGGUCAUGACAAAGCAGAUUAAAAACAAAUCAAAAAUG